AAGAAAAUCAGACACAGAGGGUAGGGAAGAGAGAGGAAGGCGAGAAGAGAUCUUCACGCAAAAAAAAUUACUUUUAAUUUCUUCUUGUUCUUCUUCUCUAGAUCUACUGUUUUAUUUCUAAAAACUUAAUUUUCUUGUUAUUAUUAUUACUAUUAUUUAUUCAUGAUUGAGAAGUAAAAAACGCUGACUCCUUUACAAGUAAUUCGAUUAUAGCCGUCUGAUUCUUUUCCCCCAGAAUCAGUAGCCAUUUAUCUGAGAAAAAAAGGACGGAAAUUCCGUAUUUAUCUGAGGAAAUUGAAGAAAAAAAGGGAAAAUUCAUUGUAGUAUGCGAGUUUGGUGAUGGAUUCAGGCAAAGGAGCAACUACUUCUCAACAAAUGGGAUCGUUGACCGAAGAUCUUCGUGAGAGACAUCAACAAGAAUUAGAAAACUUGACAUUAACAACACAGCCCUUCAAAACAUUAAGGCUAUUUCUUCUGGCUAUCUUUCAAUAUUAUAAGCGAUUAGCAUUAUAUCUUUUGGCAAAGGGUGGUUGGCUUGCGCUUUCAAGCACUCUAAUAGCAGCUCUUGGAAUUUUGCUUGUAACAAUCGAGGGUCCUCAUGAAAAGCAUGUUGAUGAACUUUCUCAGUAUAUUCGGUUUGGACUAUGGUGGAUCGCACUUGGUGUUGCAUCUUCAAUUGGGCUUGGAUCUGGUCUGCAUACUUUUGUCCUUUAUUUGGGUCCGCAUAUUGCCUUGUUUACCAUAAAAGCAAUGCAAUGUGGACGAGUAGACCUGAAGAGUGCUCCAUAUGAUACAAUACAGUUGAAGAGAGGCCCUUCAUGGCUGGAUAAAUCCUGUGAAGAGUUUGGGCCCCCAUUGUUUUCAUCAACACAUGGUUCAAGGGUUCCUCUUAGCAGCAUACUGCAGCAGGUGCAGCUGGAGGCUAUCUUAUGGGGUAUCGGGACUGCACUAGGAGAGCUUCCUCCUUACUUCAUCUCAAGGGCUGCUAGCGAGUCAGGUCGCGAAUUUGAUGCCAUGGAAGAAUUGGAUGGUUCCUCAAGUGAGGAUACUGGAGUCAUAGCUGCUCUGCUGGAAAAGAUCAAACGCUGGCUGUUGUCCCACUCCCAACAUUUGAACUUCUUUACCAUUUUAAUUCUUGCCUCAGUCCCCAAUCCAUUAUUUGACCUUGCUGGCAUCAUGUGUGGACAAUUUGGCAUUCCAUUCUGGGAGUUCUUUCUCUCAACAUUGAUUGGGAAGGCAUUUAUUAAAACUUACAUACAGAUGGUUUUUAUUAUCUCUAUCUGUAACAAUCAACUCCUUGAUUGGAUAGAGAAUGAGUUGAUUUGGGUGCUCGGCUUCGUACCUGGAUUCGAUACAUUCUUGCCCACACUUACAGCAAAACUUCAUGCAGCCAAAGACAAGUACUUGUCCACCUCACAACCGCUGCCUUCAAAUAUCAAGGGGAAGUGGGAUUUAUCAUUUGCUUUGAUCUGGAACACUGUUGUGUGGCUUAUGUUAAUGAACUUCUUUGUCAAGAUUGUCAAUGCAACUGCUCAGAGAUAUUAUAAAAAACAGAUGGACGAGCAGGUAGGCGAUAACGUAUCUGCUUCAACUCAUUCCGAUUAAGAAGAGUCUGACCGCAUUUAUCUCGAUAAAACAGUUGUGUUAGUGAACUACAAGGUAACCUGUCUUUCCAUAAAUUAUUACCCAUUGGAACUACUUCAAAAGAAACCCCUGCACUAAGCUAGUCCCUUGUUAGAAAGUUGUAUAGACAGAACAAAAAUUAGGAACACAGACAACAGAAAGUAGAGGUUUAAUUUUAUUAUAUCCUAUGUAAUGCUUGGCCUGGGGUUUUAAUCAUUGUUUUUGGACUGUAUUUCCUUCCCAUUGUUAAAGCACUGUUUGAUAUUGAUAUUUGAUGUUGGGAAAGUUGGAAUCUGGUAA
This is a messenger RNA of Gossypium raimondii (Peruvian cotton), 1923 nucleotides long. Its product is annotated as vacuole membrane protein KMS1. Bases 340 to 1605 code for a protein of 421 amino acids. The transcript has 8 exons. Lineage: Eukaryota; Viridiplantae; Streptophyta; Magnoliopsida; Malvales; Malvaceae. The record is from RefSeq and is a predicted model, not a curated record.